Messenger RNA from Xenopus tropicalis (tropical clawed frog), 4806 nucleotides. It is a transcript of the gene spata2, whose product is annotated as spermatogenesis associated 2. The coding region runs from base 282 to 1841 and encodes 519 amino acids. NCBI's taxonomy places the organism in Eukaryota, Metazoa, Chordata, Amphibia, Anura, Pipidae. The record is from RefSeq and is a predicted model, not a curated record. Gene Ontology annotation, cellular component: nucleus; cytoplasm. The transcript has 3 exons.
AGAGCGCUCAGGCGCGGGAUUGGUAACGUGCGCGCACCCUGCCUGCGCUCUGACGUCAGGAGAAGGAGGAAGUGAAGCGUUGUUCCAUAAUGGCGGCAGGGAGAGGGAAGCUGCGGUUCGGGAUGUGAAGGAGAGCGGCUUUGCCUCGCUUCCUUGGCCUAGCCUUGGCAAGAUGACGAAUUGCGGUUUCAACCACUUAAUUCCUCAUCCCAUCAAAAAUCCUUGGAAGAGAUGAGGCGACUACCCUAGCUGCCGGGAGGGGGAAGUAAAAUUGCAUUUCAAUGGAUACAAAGUACAAGGAAGAUCUCUUUAGAAAAUAUGUACAGUACCACGAGGCCAAAUUGGAUGCAUCUGACAACAAGCAGCGGACGGUCAGCGACGAGUAUCUUCGAACAGCGGCAUCAGCCUUUCUCAGCCUACCUAAAGUCGAUCCACUUUAUCGAUUCCGGCUAAUCAAAUUCUAUGAAGUUUGUGAGAAUUCCCUAAAAUCCCUGGUGACUUCGAACCUACGUUCUCUGCACAAUGCAGCCGCCAUGCUUGAGACAAUUGGGAUUAACCUCUUCCUGUAUCCCUGGAAAAAAGAGUAUAAAAGCAUAAAGACCUACACAGGGCCAUUUGUAUAUUUUGUAAGAGCUGCACUGACUGACGAUGACAUCAGGCACAUUUUGCAUAAUAUGGGUUAUAUCCAAGAGCUUGGAACGGUAUACAGGCUGAAAGACCAUGUGGACACAACGCAAGUUAAGAGAGUUGCCUUUGAACUUUUCUUGGCCAGGGUAGAAUGUGAACUGCUUCUAGAAAUCUACUUGCAAGUCAAGGACAGGGGCUACCUAGAGGUUGAUGUCGUCAAUGAGAGAAGGAGCAGCAAUGAGGAUGUCAGGGGUUGCACGGACGAAAUGAAGAGGAGGGCCGAGUGUAAGGAAACCUCUAUCGCAAGGAUCCUUCUUCAGAAAUCUGCCAGCGAGCGAGCCCCUUCAAAAGACUACUUCAAACCGAAGGUGACCAAACCAUCGAAAUCUGUCGACACGUAUGAUAACUAUUGGGACAGUAAAAACAAGCCGCCUCUCAUGCCAUCUUUAAGUCUGAGGAAAGAGCCAAUUCUAGUGGAUGCGGACGACGAUCUCAAAGAUGAAAUCAUACGGCCUUCGCCAUCUUUACUGACCAUGUCGAGCUCUCCGCAUGGUUGCUCCGACGAGUUUUUAAAUCUUUCCUCCAACCCUAACGGAGUCUUACGAACAAACCAGACGUAUGGUUAUUACCCUUCGGAAGAUGAAGUAGAUUUAUACACAGACCCAGACACUAGAAUGCUAAAUAUUAAGAGGCAGGACUUUGCCAAACCUGAUGUGUGGCUAUUGAAAAACGAAAUGAAUCCACUAUAUCACAAGCGUUCGCAUUUAGCCAAAGAGACCGCUUUCAUGAAGUGCCAAAGCUGCGGAGUAUCGUGUGGUGGCCCUGUGUGCCAAAAGUGUGAUAAUGUGCUCAUCUUUAGACCGGAUGUCCCAUCACACAAGCAAAGUAGCCUGUCCAUUAAAACCACGGGUCAAAAUGACAGUUACUCUUCCGGGCCCGUCCUGCGCGAGAAGUCUUCAUACGGCUUAUCAUCCCAAGAGAGGGCUUCUCAGCAAAAUCCAAAAAUGAAGCCUUCGUCCACUCUGCGCUGUGGGUUUUGCAACAGGCAGGGGGCCUCCAACACUUGCACAGUCUGCUCCAAAGUCUCGUGCAACAAUUGCAUCACUGCUUACUGUCGGGAAUAUUGCUGCCGGAAAAGCGAUUUUCACAAGUUUGCACCCAACAAUCAGCUGAACUAUAAGUCAUCCCAACUGCCCCAUCUUGUUUUAAGAUAGACUUUGCAACCUUUUGCUGAAUAAGGGCUAACUGGACUUGCCAAGCCUCUGGAACAGGAAUACACUGGACUUGUCUGUUCAGGGAGGAGAAAUCAGUGUUUUGUUUUUUUGUGUUUUUAGUUUUGGUGAUGUCGGAAAUACUGUGGAUAAUUCUGGUUCUCGCUGCUACAAUUUGGUGCAAUAAAAUCCUUUGUGGUUUUGCUGUAAAUCUUAAGUGCAUUUCCAGAAGGAACCAAAUUAAUGAGAGCAUUUUCCUGAAAAAAAAAAUCUAAAAUGAAAAAAAAAAAAGUAUGGUUACGCUUGGUAUUGUUCAUGUACUUUUUUUUUUUUGUCUCACCUUCAGCCGUUUGCUGUAGGCCUCUACUCUUGUUAAGCACUUGGAGAUUUGCCAUUAAGAUGCCAACGUUUUGUCACACUUGCCUAUUUAAACCCAUCUACCCUAAGAUUUCCACAAAUAUUUAGGCAGAAAAUCAAGAUUCAUUCCUUAAUGACCAUAAUCAGGUUUUCUUAGUUAACUGGUAUCUGGUUUUGCAUGCAAAAAAUAACCUGCAAGUCGGGUAAUUAGGUGGUGGUUAUUCAGGCCAUUAAUUUGGAAGUUGUAGCCUGUUCCUGUAUUUAGUGUUUCCUAUGUAUAUAGGGCUUAAAGCUCUUUGAUUGGUCUAUAAAUCAGCGCUGUAUUUUUGGCCCACAGCCCUACCAGAAUUGUUAGUGGCAAGAAUAUCUGGAUAUUUUCAGGCUGCUGACUGAAUUGUUUGGAUCAUUUCUUUGUUUUUUUUCAUGAAGUUAUGAUCUGUGUGUGAUGAGUGGGAAUUUGCUGAGUGCGCCUGAUGUUUGAGCCCAGCUAGGUGCCAUAAGCACGGCUCAGCACCCUAUGCCAUGUAGGUGAGCACAGCUCUGCAGGGUGGCAUGAUAAUUGUACUGUGCAUGGUAUAGCUUAUGUGUGACUGUUCUGGGUCUUUUAAGGGGCAGUAUAUAUAUCUGUAUGCCAGUAUAGCGUGUUCAUAAAAAAUGUUCUAAUUUUAAAUUAGCCUCAUUUGUUCUCGUUUAUCCUGUUGCACUUUCAUACCCAUAUAAGGGAAAUAUGAAUAUAUGAACAUAUGAAGUCAUCCUGAAGCCGAUGGUUCUUUAUUACACAAUCUUAUUUAUUGCCCAUCAGUCUUUGCAAUGAGCGGAAGCCUCAGUGACUGAGGGCAUAGUCUGGCAUCAUUUUGGGCACAGCCUGCUAUCAUUGAUGAUGUGGUCAGCCAAAACCUUUCAUUUUAAAGAGGCAGUAAACCACCUUUUCUAAAAUGACCUAUAGUAGGGAGGGCCAAAGUCAUGCAGAGCCUCACAUGUUAUCAUGGGAGUACGCAGUAGGGGAUGAUGGGGGGCAUAAAUGUUAGCCAGUGGUUGCUGGGAAUCAAUACAGCAGUUCUGCAGGUUAUACACAGUACUGACAAUAUAAGCCAUAACUGUCCUGUCACGUUUUAUGACAGAUAUCAAAUACACUCUGGCAGGCUUUACUUUAUAGCCUGGAACCAUUUCACUAUACAAUAUGUAAGCGCUUAUUGACACAUUCUUUCUGUGCCCAUACACAGGCAGAUAUUGGGUCUUUCCUGGCUAAUUAUGCAGCCCAUUGGCCUGUGUAUGGGACCACUUCAUCUUUUGAUAUCUGAUGAGGCUCCAGGAAUUGAUGGGGCCAGAUGAAAUGGCUUAUUGGCCAAGGAUGGCAUCAGUUCUUAUAUGCAGUCAUUUCACUGUCUCGCUUAUAUAUCAAUGGCCGCCGAAUGAUAAGGCUUGUUCCCUAAAUCUGUAUAUGUGUUUUGUGCCUGAAUAUAUUCCUCCUGCCCGCUGUGUGGCACAAAAUGGGCAAAUCCAUGACUUUGGGGGUAUUGCAUACAAAGUCAGCUUUGCUGGGUUCUUUUCUACUGACCCAAAGCAGGAAAAGGCACCAAUAGUCGCUAUUGGCCACAUCCCAUUCAAGUCAAUGGAAAGCAUUGUGACCGUUUUGGGUGCGUUUUCAACCGUGUGAAAGUCACGCGUCUGGGCCAUGAGCCUUAUAAGUUUAUACCGGUGUUUCUGGGUUUUUAUUUUAAUUAUGAGACCCUGGAGUUUCACUUUGCAGACGACCCUCAUUUUUGGAGACUGAAAUCCCUAAACCUUAAGUCAUUUUGUGUCUUGAAUGCCCCGACCCAAGCGCUCAGCUGCUCCGCCACAGUCUGCACCUCUUCCUUUGUGCAUAGUACCCCGCAAUGUGAAUCUCAGAGAAGCAAUAUAUGUAUCACCGUGUGAGAGGGUGGGACUGUUCUAAUUACUGCAGUUUGAAAUGACUAUAAUGUGGCUCGUGCCCGGGCAGCUAACUGGGGGUUGUGUAAGUGCCAUUUUCCUGGUAUUCAAGCUUUCACCAUGAUGUUACACUAUCGCAUAUUAAUGUUAUGACGUUGCGAAGCUUGAGCGCAAAUGAUGGACCCUUACGGAGCACAUAAUCCUUAAUGCACACUUUCGAUAUUGGCUCUUUCUCACGUUGCAUUGGCAGCUCUGGAGAGGCAUUUUGCUGUUUCUUUAAUAAAUGUAGAUAAUAUGUAUAUAAAUAGUGGAGAAGGAAAACAAAUAUAUAAAUGUACAGUGAUCAUUUUGGUGUUCUUUUAAUCAUUUUUUUUUUUUUCUGAUGUAUUGCCUGUAUGCUGGUCCACUAUUUACAUUCUGGUUUUGCGAGUCCUAUAUCCAUCUAUAGGUAAUUAACAGCACUACAGUAAUCCGAAAUACUCCGUAAUGCCACGUAACCUGUACAGUAACCUUGGAGGGACCCUGUUUUGCUUGAGAUAGGGAGUCCCUUGUACAUAGCCAUCUAUAAUAGUAGUACAAACUGUGUUGACUUCUGAGUGACAAUAACAUGCUAUUUUUUUUGUGUAUAUUUUGAUGUAUGAGGUUGCUGUGUCAACAGAUCAAACAACAAAGUCUAAAAUAUAAACUUAUUUCAAGCCUG